Oncorhynchus mykiss (rainbow trout) is the source of this 2341-nucleotide messenger RNA. Its product is annotated as transmembrane protein 100. Gene Ontology annotation, biological process: cellular response to BMP stimulus. NCBI's taxonomy places the organism in Eukaryota, Metazoa, Chordata, Actinopteri, Salmoniformes, Salmonidae. Gene Ontology annotation, cellular component: plasma membrane. The record is from RefSeq and is a predicted model, not a curated record.
UCCCCCUGCGUGAUUCUCCAAGACGAUGUAGACCAGAUCAUUGCAAAGAGCCACAGCUCUCUAGACAUGCCUGCACGAUACAUAGACAGUGUAUAGAGAGAAUAGGAGUGAGUGGAAUGAACGGUGGUAGGCUCUAUAUCUCAUUCUGGGGAAACCUCUGCGCAUAUAAUAUGCUGGUGCUAAAGUUAAACAGGAUAGUCGUAUAUUCUAUCUGUAUUUGGACAAAAAAAACGACCUGAUAAUGGACAAAAAACGAAUGGAUGACAUACAACUUCAAGCUCGAGAUGAUAGUGAAUAGGCUGACGGUUGCAUUCCCUUACCACAAAGACGCACUGUUUCAGAAGACUGAAGAGCUCCAGGAUACAGUACAUUCAACUGAUGUAUUUUACCUUAAUUGUGAAAUUCACAGUUAUUGGCACUGAAUACUAUAUUCCUGAAACUACAAUAUAUUCAUGGGUUAGGUGUAAAAUAUGGAAUCAGUCAGCAUUUUAAGACUCAACAGGUUGACCACUGAAAAUUAAGAUGGCCCACCAUUUCCUAGCUAACAAAAUCUCUAUGCCAGACGACCCCAUCUGCAGAAACUCACCGAAAGUCCCAAAAAGUGCCAUGAAAAUGCCAACAUCAACCUCCGAGAAAGUCCCCAAAGAGAAAUCCAACAACAACAAGAAGGACUGUAGCGUCGUCGUGACGACUGUCCCGUUAAUCAACGAGAUGCAGCUGACAGCGGCCACAGGUGGGGCGGAGAUGUCGUGCUACCGGUGCACAGUGCCAUUCGGCGUGGUGGUCCUCAUUGCCGGUAUUGUGGUAACUGCUGUGGCGUACAUGUUCAACUCACACGGCUCCACCAUCUCGGUGCUGGGGCUGGUUCUGCUGUCAGCCGGGCUGGCUCUGCUGGGGUCCAGUACCGUCUGUUGGAGGGUCCGGCUGGGGCGGAAGAAGGACCGGAGGAGGGAGAGUCAGACGGCCCUCAUGUACAACCAUGGUGUCUGUGUGGUCUGAGCCCUGAGGGAGAUAGUCACUGUUAAAAAGAAGUUUGAACAAUUUGAAGUUUGAAUGAAGAGGUAAUGAACAGAGACUACUAGAGAGAGAUGAGGGAUGUCAGAGGUGGUUGGGUAUGAAGGACUCACACAUUGUCCAAAACAGAUGCUUAGCUGAAGGACUAGAAUGGCCUAGAAAUACAAUCUGUACUGUAGGUAAGAUCCUAUCUGUAAGGACUAGAGUGGCCUACAAAGACUGGCAGGUAGCCUAGCAGUUAAAAGAGUGUUGAGCCAGUAACCAAAAGGUUGCUGGUUUGAAUCCCUGAGCUGACUAGAUGAAAAAUAUGUUGCUGUACCCUUUAGCAAAACAAGUACAACCCUAAUUACCUAUUCAGUUGAUAUACUGCCUAGAGAUCUAGAUGAACACAAUUGUUCAUCGGGGGGGGGUGGGAUGUUGUAACUUUAAUGUGUUACAGAGUUAAUGUUUAAGUUUAUUCAUCCUCCCCCCCGAUGAACAAUUGUGUUCAUCUAGAUCUCUAGGCAGUAUAUCAACUGAAUAGGAUAAGAGUGUCUGCUAAAUUACAAAAAAAAUGUAAAGUCUGGUGAUUUGUUCUCCCUGGUCAUUUGGGAAGACCAAGACUGAUCAUGAAGAUGGAAUAACCAAAUUAUUGGCGAGGAAGGAUGGAGUAGGGUAAAUUUGCCCCUAGAUUCUGAUCUUCAGGCUUUUUUCAUUUUCCUUACUAAUGGUUAAGGUUAGGAUUGGGGUAGAGGAAGCUGAUCCUAGAUCUGUACUUAGGGGAAACUUCACCCUGGAGCAGAAAGGAUAGUUGCACGGAGGACCAUGAUUCUCCAUUCUACUAUACUCAUGCAUGUCAUGUGAUGCAUCUGUGACUCUAUGGCUGCUCAAUUGAUGUUUCAAGUGAACAUUUCAUAGGUACUUAAUGUUAUGUCUUAGAUAUGAAGACAGUAGCUGACUUUACAGGGUCAAAUCACCCUUUAUUACUGCGUAAAGUGAACCUAGGAAGUGAUUGCCUAAAUGAAGUCAAUGUAUCUCAAGUUCGAUAUGCAUGAUUUUUUAUGCUUCCAAUGUACUUUUGUAACUGCCUAUUAUGCCUAUUAUUGAUUAAUUUGAUACAGUUUGUGCCAAAUGUACAGUUUUUCAUUGUUAGUAUAGUACAAGACCAUAGCUGUGGCAAAGCAAGUUGUGGUUUCAUAUGUACCAUUGUACUCUGGUAAAGUUGCAUUUUCAUGAUAUUUAUGACAAAUCUGUUGAUAUAUAUUUGGAAUAUUUGUGCCACUACACUUAAGAUGUUAAAUCCAUGUGCCAAUAAAUCUGUCAAUCAACCAAUAAAUCAAUCAACCAA